Ochotona curzoniae (black-lipped pika) is the source of this 2141-nucleotide messenger RNA. It is a transcript of the gene SLC39A13, whose product is annotated as solute carrier family 39 member 13. Gene Ontology annotation, cellular component: membrane. The coding region runs from base 42 to 1136 and encodes 364 amino acids. The record is from RefSeq and is a predicted model, not a curated record. The transcript has 10 exons. NCBI's taxonomy places the organism in Eukaryota, Metazoa, Chordata, Mammalia, Lagomorpha, Ochotonidae. Gene Ontology annotation, biological process: intracellular zinc ion homeostasis; zinc ion transmembrane transport. Gene Ontology annotation, molecular function: zinc ion transmembrane transporter activity.
CUGGAGCCACGCCGCCGCCGCCGCCGCCGCACGCACGUGGCAUGCGCGGCUAUUCCUGUCCUGGCUGCAGCAUGGCGGGCCGAAGGCUCCUCUUCCUCACCACCCUUGCUCUGCAGCUGCUGGGAGAUGCUGCGGGCAGCCAGCCGGGCCUGCGGAGCCGGGCAGCCGCCGCAGCCUGUCGCCUGGACAACAAUGAGAGCGAGUCUUGGGGGGCCCUGCUGGCGACCGAAAGACUAGACACCUGGGUCUGCUCGCUCCUGGGCUCCCUGCUGGUGGGGCUCAGUGGGGUCUUCCCGCUACUCAUCAUCCCCCUGGAGAUGGGUACCUUGCUCCGAUCAGAAGCUGGGGCUCGGCGCCUGAAGCAGCUGCUCAGCUUCGCCUUGGGGGGCCUCUUGGGCAAUGUCUUCCUGCACCUGCUGCCUGAAUCCUGGGCCUACAUCUGCAGCACCAGCCCUGGUGGCGAGGGGCAGAGCCUGCAGCAGCAGCAGCAGCUGGGACUGUGGGUCAUCGCCGGCUUCUUGACCUUCCUGGCACUGGAGAAGAUGUUCCUGGACAGCAGGAAGGAAGGGAGUGGCCAGGGCCCCAGUAAAGACCCCACUGCCACUGCCGCUACACUCAAUGGAGGCCAGUGCCCAGCCCAGCCAGCUGUGCAGCCUGGCCUGCGAGCUGUGCUUCGGAGCGUCAAAGUCAGCGGCUACCUCAACCUGCUAGCCAACACUAUAGACAACUUCACUCACGGGCUUGCCGUGGCUGCCAGCUUCCUGGUGAGCAAGAAGAUUGGGCUCCUGACCACCAUGGCCAUCCUCCUGCAUGAGAUUCCCCACGAGGUGGGCGACUUUGCCAUCCUGCUCCGGGCCGGCUUUGACCGCUGGAGUGCAGCCAAGCUGCAGCUGUCCACAGCACUGGGGGGCCUGCUGGGUGCCUGCUUCGCUAUCUGUACACAGUCCCCCAAGGGCGUAGAGGAGACCGUGGCCUGGAUCCUGCCCUUCACCUCGGGGGGCUUUCUCUACAUCGCCCUGGUGAAUGUGCUGCCCGACCUCCUGGAGGAAGACGACCCGUGGCACUCCCUGCAGCAGGUGCUCCUGCUCUGCUCGGGCAUCGUGGUGAUGGUGCUCUUCUCGCUCUUCGUAGAGUAGCCUUCCCCGACGCCCCGCCCUGCCCAGCAAUAAGAGACUCCGAUUCACUCUGACAAGUGUGUGUGAGCGCGGGGCGCGAACAGCGGGAGGGGUGUGGGGGUGUGCACGUGUGUGAGACCAACACUGUGAUCCCUGGGGCCUUGUGCCCUGGGACCCAGGGCAGCACGUGCCUCCUGCCGCGCCGGGGCCUUCUCUCCUUGCCACCCUGUCACCCCACAGGGAACAGCAAGGAACUGCAGCAUUGUGCUCCACAGGGGCCAUGCCCUGCCAGGACCCCAGAAGGAAAGAGAGUGGCCCUGAGUUGCUCAGGGCUACAGGGGACCCCCGAGGCUGCCCUGCCUCCUGCUGGGACCUUUACCUGAGCAGCCCCCUUCUGCUGGCCCUUCCUCAGCACCUGCACAGCCAAAGAAAGGAGAGGCAGGGGGCUGCUGGUGGGCCCCCCACCCCACGCCUCCGCACACUACGGGCCCCAGCCCUACCCGCACCCAGCAACAGAUGCUUUCCAAGGCCGUCUCCUCAGGGCUGCCCACCCCGGCCAGCUCCCAAAUCCCCAGUGAGCACUCUCCGGCAGUGCCAGCAGCUCCUGCCACCGCGAGCUGCCAAACAGCAGCCUACAGGGCUGUGAGCAGCUCCAAGCCCGAAAGGCUGCCCUCCCAGUCCAGCUCAGCGAUGCUCCUGCCAACCCAAGGUCCAGCAGACGCCCUGGGAGCUGGAAGGGUGUGACCCGCAGCUACCCUGCCCACUAGGGCCCCUGGGCUGGGGGAAGGGGGAGUGGUGGUGAGGGCCCCGUGUGCUCAGCGCUCAGGAAUGCGCCCCGGGAGAAUGCCGAGCCAUAAUCCCCAGCGUACCCUUGGCUGACGCCCAGGCUCAGCUGGCCUGCCCCGCAGCCGGGCUCUGGCCCUGUGCUGGCCCGCGCUGUCUGAACAAGUAAGGGUCUGCGGUGGCUCCACUUCUGUUUGUAAAUAUGUGUUCUAUGGAUGAGAUAUAAAUAAAUAAAUGCUAUCC